AUGUCCAAAGGCAGGGUCCCCAUGGGCCACAGAAUGACCAGUUUGGCUUCCGACAAAGGUAACAGAACAAAAUACCGCUAUCUUGAGUUCAAGUACCUCUACUUCCAGAUCCAGAAGCUCAUCAAUAAGAAAGUGAUGCUCAGUUUGAAGUAUGAGCAAUUGAAAACGCCCGAGAUCAGAACGGCCCUUAUUAAGCCACUCGUUACCAAACUAGUGGACAUGAGCAGACUAUCCUCGUUGCACGCUGUGUUCAACUCACAGGUCUCCUCUGGCCAGUAUGAUAUGUACGACACCCCACACUUCACUGCCGUCAACUACGGUUCAGUGUUGCUAGACAAAGGAGCUCAACAGAGCGCUGACUCCUUAUCCACAAACCUCAUUUACGUGCUUUUGCUACUACGUUAUGAAUUUAUGAUACAGAUGGAGAGCAACUUCGUCAUGUACGAUUUGCUCGCCACCAAAGCCAACGUUUGCGAGUUGCUAGCUAUCAGAAUGCUUCGAGAGUACCGCUCUGCUAGCCGCAUCAAUAUGUUGUUUGUGGACCCCUUGAAGCUUCGACAUGGUCACGAGGAGAGCCGAAUUUUGAGAGACACCAAGCAUUUGGACAGCUUCAAUACAUUGGAGCUUUCCAUUCUCACCAAAGCAAAGAAAUUCUUGUCGCAGCCUGUCAUUGUGCAUAUUUUAGAGAAUAUCUAUAACGGUGAGGUUCUUGUUAUGGAUCAGGCUAGCGGCCACGAUGGCAAUUGGCUCGAUAUUUUGGGUGGAUCUAAUCCCAAGAGGAACAGGGAUUACGAGACUCUCUCAAACUCUGACCCCUCCGACACAGAAAAAAAUGUCGUGGACUACAAGUACAAUCAAGUGACUAUCAAGAAAGUGAUCUUUAGGUCGCAUGUCGUACCAAAGUACCAAUCCAUCGUCAUCAAUCUCAAGUAUGCAUUUCUCACGUUCCUAUUCUUUGUGCUUAUACUACGUCACAAACACAACUUGAAGGUGGACAUGGGCGAAUCCAUAUACAGCAAGGUCUUUUCUCUUGUGUUCUGGACGGUGGCCUUGAGUUUCAACUUCGAUAAUCUCCAGAAAUUUCUUCACAUCGAAUACAAAUUUCUCAAAAAGAUUAUUUGGACAUACUUCGAUCUUUUGGUAGUGGGACUUAUUGACGUCUCCUUCGUAUUGAGAGUGCUCCUUGGCCUGGGAAGGCUCAACCCUGUGGUAUAUUAUGACUUUUUCAGUUUGAUUCCUAUCCUUCUAUUUCCGAGGUUGCUUUCCGUUUUCAACAACUACGAGUUUUUCAACAUGAUGAUUUUGUCGUUUAAAAAGAUGUCGCUCUAUAUGAUAGCCAUGUUUUCCUUAUUUGUUUCUUUGAUCUUCGGGUUCUUCUUAUGUUUUAUCAGUCUCACAAUUGACUUGACAGUGUAUGAGGUUGCCUUCAGCAUGUUGAAAUUAUUUUUCGGCUUCACUCCAGCAGUAUGGGACAAUUGGAGUAGAUACAACAACUUGGGUCGAGUGGUACAACUUGCGUAUUUAUUCUUGGUGCAAUUUAUUGUCGCCACCAUUUUAGCCAUCGUCCUCAGUAACGUUUUCACCAAGGUGACUCUCACAAAUAAGGAAGAAUUCGAGUACAUGAAAACGACGAACCUUAUCAUCUAUCUAAAGUGGGGGAGACUCAAUUACUCAAAGCAUCACCAAAAGUCACCUAUGUUGAUGGCUUUCAACGGUGUCGUGAGUAUUUUCAAGCUACCUAUAAUUGCGACGAUAUAUUUAUACGAGAUACUUGUGAAGGACGAGAAGUCGUUUUUGCAGAAGCAGCAGCACGACUUGAAGUACUUCACCUUCUUGAGUAAGGAACACGAUUUCUACGAGGAUAACGAUAUGAUAUUGGCAGCGCAGGCGCAAGAUGAUGAUCUGGACGUCAGCACGCUCAUGAAUUCAAGAAGAGGGUCACAUUUUGCAAUGCCGUCCAACAACAACAUGGCUGGAAGGGCAAUCUCGCAUGCCUCCAACGCAGUUAUCUUCAGUGCCAACGACAAUGAUACUGCAAGAGAUGCGGCUCCUAGGUCAAUUCCCAAGCAUCUUAUUCCUAAACAGUCCAUCAAUACUCUCGGAGGUCUUCGAUACGCUUCUGAGGACCUGGUGUUCCUUGAAGAUUACUUGGGAAAGCGAUACGGUAAGUUUGGGAAAAAGAGCAUGAAGAUCAGAGAUCGGGAAGUCAGUGGAGAAAGCCUGGGUCAGAGGAAACUGCGUAAGCAUGAUUUGGCCGCCGUCAUGAAGAGACUUGACGAGCUCGAGGCGAUAAUACAAGAGAAAGGCGGCCCCGGGAGAAUCAUCAGCAACGAUUACAUGAGAAGCGCAGGCAAUGCCAUGUACGAUUUGACAGAGGCACUGGUGAACGAGAGACUGGACACGGAGGUGGAGAGCGACGAAGAUUCCGACUACUCAAAAGAGCUGUUUGGCACGGUCUGA
Candidozyma auris is the source of this 2460-nucleotide messenger RNA. It is a transcript of the gene FGR29, whose product is annotated as Fgr29p. The coding region runs from base 1 to 2460 and encodes 819 amino acids. The record is from RefSeq and is a predicted model, not a curated record. NCBI's taxonomy places the organism in Eukaryota, Fungi, Ascomycota, Pichiomycetes, Serinales, Metschnikowiaceae. The transcript has a single exon.